This is a messenger RNA of Fusarium sp. VM40, 1959 nucleotides long. Lineage: Eukaryota; Fungi; Ascomycota; Sordariomycetes; Hypocreales; Nectriaceae. The record is from the annotation of a GenBank genome assembly.
AUGUCCGACGAACACAAUCAUCUCGCCGAAUCCGGCAUCACUUUGCACUCCGACAGCGAACUAUACUCUGCCGGCGAGGACCUACCGUCACCUCCUUCGUCAAACUCUCCCGUUAUCCUCUACAAGCCUCCUACGGUGUGGUCGUUGAUACGUGGGGCGGCCAUCAACCUUCUACUACCAUUUGUCAAUGGCAUGAUGCUUGGUUUCGGAGAGCUGUUUGCUCAUGAAGCUGCGUUUAGACUUGGAUGGGGCGGUACCAAGGUCUUCCCUCUGACCCGAAGAAGGACUCAUCCUAUUGGACCUGGCAUUGAGCUUCGAGAAAGGCACCACAUUCCUCGCCCUUCGCUGGACGAUAUUGCGAGUCACCCGGAGGUCAUCGGCGACGGACUUCGCAAACCCGACAUUUACCCGCCGGUGCCGGAAAACCUCCAAAAAAUUCCCAGCAACACCAUCACUCUCAUCCGACCAUCCCACUUUAUCACCGCCGCAAUGCUUCCCAGCCGAGGAAUUGUGCGCUCUCUGCCCUCGGGCGUUCUCCAGAGGCCACUCUGUGGUCAAUCCAUUUCGUCAAGAACUCUUGGCCGAAAACUCGGAGAUGCUCGACAAUUCGGUACAACGUUAAAGAGCGCUCGUACACCUCUUUCGGCUGGAGCUAGGGUCGGACUUAGGAAUAUUGCUGCGCCUGUUGUUCUGGGAGGUUUAUCUUCCUCAAGGACACUCUCCAUCUGGGGUUACAACAUCUAUGGAAAGAAAAAGACCGAAGAGCCUGUCGCUGAAGCCAUCACAACAACACCCGAGGCACCCACUCCUCCCGAGACCAUCAAUCCCACGCCUGUCAUCAACGAUGCGCCCGCUAUUCCCGACGAAGCUGUCACACAAGUGGCACAGACCGCUGACCCUUCCUCAGUGACCCCCUCCGAUUUCGAUCUUGCCACAAUCGCCGACCUCGCCAAUCCCAACAUUCUCAACCUGCCCGAAAACAUCGGCUUCCUACGAGAAAUUGGCCUUGACUAUGGUUGGGGUCCUACAUCAGUCAUGCAAUGGGUGCUCGAGCACAUCCACGUUUACACUGGCCUUGGCUGGGGUAGCUCCAUUAUCGUAACAGCCCUGCUACUACGUGCCGUCAUGUUCUACCCCCAGGUGCGCAGUGUUAAGUUCAGCGCCGGCAUGAACCAGGUGAAGCAAGACCCUCAGGGUAUGGAGGCUAUCGAGAUGAUCAAGAAGGGUUAUCAAACCCAGGAUCGUGAGAUGAUGCAAAAGGGACAGUUCCUUCAAAAGAUGGUUCGUGAAAAGUACAAUGCCUCGAUGACGGGUAUGAUUUGGCCUUUUGUGCAAAUUCCGUUCAGUUUCGGUCUGUUCCGAAUCAUCAACGGCAUGACGCAUAUUCCUGUGCCCUCUCUGGAAGACGCUGGCUUCCUCUGGUUCCAUGACCUUACGGUCGCUGAUCCUUUCUAUCUUCUCCCUGCCAUGGGUACUGGCUUCUUGGUCACUUCACUACUGCUCAACUCCAAGUACCAACCCGCCGCUCAAAAGGCCAUGAUGAAGAAGAUGAUGUACGUAAUGGGCGGUGUCACAUUCAUCUUCACAAGUUAUCUUGCUGCUGGUGUCAACAUCAUGAUGGUUUCCACCGGAGCAGCUGCUCUUGCAACCUCGGCCAUUCUCAACAACGAGGCUGUCCGUCGUGUUCUUGACCUGCCCGUCCUCAAGGUUGAGCAGCCCGCUUACAAACCCCCUCGCGUGUCCCAAGCCAAGGGUAUCGAAGGACUCCGUGAGCGACUCACUGAGAACCUCGGUGAGAUGAAGAAGGGUGUUUCCGAUCAAAUCGGCACCAUGACCAACCAGUACAGCGGUACUGCGGAAGAGCGAGCGCAGAAGGCGCGCAAGGAGCAGAUGCGCAAGCUUGAGGACAUGCGCCGAAAGCUGGAGCGUGAAGAGUUUGAGAAGAAGUACAAGCGAUAA